Messenger RNA from Nipponia nippon (crested ibis), 561 nucleotides. It is a transcript of the gene GUCA1C, whose product is annotated as guanylate cyclase activator 1C. Lineage: Eukaryota; Metazoa; Chordata; Aves; Pelecaniformes; Threskiornithidae. Gene Ontology annotation, molecular function: calcium ion binding; calcium sensitive guanylate cyclase activator activity. The record is from RefSeq and is a predicted model, not a curated record.
AUGGGUGCUGGGCAAUCAGCUGAUGAUUUUGCUGCAACAGAAAACAGUAAAUGGUACCAGAAAUUUAUGAACCAUUGCCCCUCUGGGCAACUUACUCUCCAUGAGUUUAAGACAGUACUGGGUUUAUCUGCUAUGAACCCUCAGGCAAACAAGUAUGUUGAGCAGGUGUUUCACAUCUUUGACAAGAAUCAGGAUGGAUUCAUAGACUUCUUGGAGUUCAUAGCUGCAAUAAAUUUGGUUAUACGAGGGAAAAUUGACCAAAAAUUGAAAUGGUAUUUUAAGCUAUAUGAUGCUGAUGGAAACGGAUGUAUUGACAAAAAAGAACUACUAAGCAUAUUCACGGCUAUCCAGGCUAUUAAUGGCCACACCAACAUGUCUGCUGAAGAGUUCACAAACAUGAUAUUUCAGAAGAUAGAUGUGAACAACGAUGGGGAAUUGACUUUAGAAGAAUUUAUCAAUGGUGUGGAAAGAGACAAGGACCUAAUGGAAUUGAUUACAAAAAGUUUUGACCUUUCCAACGUACUCAAAGUCAUACAGAGCGGCAGGAGACACAGCAUCUGA